AUGAGCAAUACCCCCGACGGUGGAAAUGCGGUCGCCGCGCCUGCUGAACCCACCGCCUCAGCGCCCGACGAGUCGAUCGCGCAAGGCAAGGAGAGGGCCAAGGAGAUUCUCGCCGCAUCUGGUAUAGAUGUUGCGAGGAUAGAUUCUUCGACCGAGAUCAACGGCCACGAUGGCGGCCCAAACGCCAAUCGCAAGCGCAAACGCGAAACGCCCGUAGACCGUGUCCAAGCAGCCGUCUAUGUCGACCACGAGUACCACUACAAGGCCCUCUACGCAGAGCAGCUGGCUCAUCCAUUGCUAUCACAGGAAAAAAAACAAGAGCUUGCGAUAUAUCAGAGCCUGCGACAACGACGAGAUAUUGACCCUGGCGCUAUCUUCGGGUAUGGCUAUGCAGGCUAUGGCAAUCCGAGGACAGACGAGAAGAAUCUCCGAGACCCCAUAUUGUAUCCGCGCCAAAGAAGGCCUGGUAAGAAAAAGACCUUACCUCCCCGCGUGUCACGAAAAGACCUCAAUGUGCAAGCGGAACAGAACGAGGAGCUAGUGCCCAUCCGGCUUGACAUCGACUGGGGCAAAAUCAAAUUGCGGGACACCUUCACGUGGAAUCUGCACGACCGAACAACCUCCGUCGAGUAUUUCGCCGAGAAGUUGGUGGAAGAUUUCGGCCUCGAAGUCCAGAACUGCCGGCCCCUCGUUCAAAUGGCCGCAACCAAUAUACGCGAGCAGAUCAUGGACUAUUGUCCUCAGAUCUAUGCUGAAGAUGAGCCAUGGGAGCCGUCCUUGCCAUAUUUCGCCUACAAGAAUGACGAAAUGCGUAUUUUGGUCAAGCUCAACAUCACCAUCGGUCAAAAUACCCUCAUUGAUCAGUUUGAGUGGGAAAUCAACAAUCCCUUCAACUCUCCCGAAGAGUUUGCACGGCAAAUGACGAGCGAUCUAUCGCUCGCGGGGGAGUUUACCACCGCGAUAGCGCACUCCAUACGUGAGCAAUGUCAGUUGUUUUCCAAGUCCUUACACAUCACGGGACACCCAUUCGAUGGCCGGUUGAUAGAAGAUCCGGAUCUGAGAGAGAACCUCCUGCAAUCACCGUUACCAACCACGUUUCGUCCUUAUCAAGCCGCCAAAGACUAUACGCCCUACCUAUACGAACUCAACGAAGCGGACUUGGAGCGGACCGAGCUAUCCAUAUCUCGUGAACAGAGAAGGCAGAAACGUUCGACGAAUCGUCGUGGAGGUCCGGCUUUGCCAGAUCUCAAAGACCGCCAACGCACCAUUCGGUCGCUCGUUGUUUCGUCGGUCAUUCCUGGGGCUGCUCUGAGCAUGGAAGAGAGUCGAAUUUUCAGAGUGACCAAGGCGAGCCGGAAGUCCGCACGCGGACAGCGAGACGGUUUCGAGGAUUCCGACGAAUCCGACAGUGAAGACUCGGCGCCUGAUUCGCCAGCCAUCCCGACUCACUUGUUGCAGCAAGGCACUGUUCGUACUAGAGGUAUUAGGAAUGCGGCGCUGUCUGCCACUGCUGGCAUCCGGUCGAACUUGAGCGGCUUUGCAUCGGUAAGAUCUGCAACACCGGAAUCGGUCGCACCUACACAUCACGAUGGUCGAGCAUCUGCUAGGAGGAGAGACUAUAAAGAAGAGAGCGAAGAUGAAUCUGUUUCGGGCAAACUCAUUGUGGUAUUGAAAGUGGGAAAAGCUAAGCUUCGUGAAUGGAUGCGGUCGCAACGAGCCAAGGACCGGGCGGCGCAAAUCUCUACUUCGUCGACCCAGGGCAGCCCACGGCCUGGCAGCCACUCACGAUCUGUUUCUGCAGCCCCGUUGAAUCUCGCAGGCAUGCCGCCUCCCCCAUCGCCAGUUCCAGCGGCCGCAGAUAUCCCAGGUGCCGUUGAUGCAACGCCGAGUCCGAUUAAUCCACCUCCUCCACCGCCCGAAUGGCUUGUUCGAGAUUUAGAACGAUUGCGGAAGAUAUACCCCGAUGACCGUUUCGAGGCUCUCAUGAAGCACACAGCCAUUGAUCCAAAGACUCAGAAACUUGUCGCCCCCAAUGAGUUGAAUCACUCGUUUCCGCACAAAUAUGUCCCGCGUAUCAGAUGCUCUGACUGUCUUGGCAAAGUUUACCUCCCUGGUGAAGGGCUGAGCGCCACGAAUUUUGAAUCUCAUCUCAAGAAUCGCGUCCACAGAUCCAAUGUGGACGACCGACUGGCGAAGGAAUCAUGA
Fonsecaea erecta is the source of this 2205-nucleotide messenger RNA. RefSeq lists its product as hypothetical. Gene Ontology annotation, molecular function: transcription coregulator activity. Lineage: Eukaryota; Fungi; Ascomycota; Eurotiomycetes; Chaetothyriales; Herpotrichiellaceae. The coding region runs from base 1 to 2205 and encodes 734 amino acids. The record is from RefSeq and is a predicted model, not a curated record. The transcript has 3 exons. Gene Ontology annotation, cellular component: nucleus; SWI/SNF complex; nuclear chromosome. Gene Ontology annotation, biological process: regulation of transcription by RNA polymerase II; chromatin remodeling.